Messenger RNA from Propithecus coquereli (Coquerel's sifaka), 3670 nucleotides. It is a transcript of the gene NPEPPS, whose product is annotated as aminopeptidase puromycin sensitive. The transcript has 18 exons. Gene Ontology annotation, biological process: proteolysis; peptide catabolic process. Gene Ontology annotation, cellular component: cytoplasm. The coding region runs from base 132 to 2315 and encodes 727 amino acids. Gene Ontology annotation, molecular function: peptide binding; zinc ion binding; metalloaminopeptidase activity. Lineage: Eukaryota; Metazoa; Chordata; Mammalia; Primates; Indriidae. The record is from RefSeq and is a predicted model, not a curated record.
CUUCCCCGUAGGCAGCCCGCCCGCCCGCCCGCAACGCCUCUCUCCCGGCCCCUAGCGCUCUGGCUGGGUCUCUCCCCCGCCCCCUAGGCUCCCCCGGUCGCUCUCCUCAGGCAGUCGCCCGCGCUCGGUGAAUGUGGCUGGCAGCCGCCGCCCCCUCCCUUGCUCGCCGCCUGCUCUUCCUCGGCCCUCCGCCUCCUUCCCUCCUCCUUCUCCUCCUCAGCCGCUCCUCUCGCCGCCGCCGCCGCCUCCACAGCUUGGGCCUCGCCGCGAUGCCGGAGAAGAGGCCCUUCGAGCGGCUGCCUGCCGAUGUCUCCCCCAUCAACUACAGCCUUUGCCUCAAGCCCGACUUGCUGGACUUCACCUUUGAGGGCAAGCUGGAGGCCGCCGCCCAGGUGAGGCAGGCGACUAAUCAGAUUGUGAUGAAUUGUGCUGAUAUUGACAUUAUUACAGCUUCAUAUGCACCAGAAGGAGAUGAAGAAAUACAUGCUACGGGAUUUAACUAUCAGAAUGAAGAUGAGAAAGUCACCUUAUCUUUUCCUAGUACUCUCCAAACAGGUAUGGGAACCUUAAAGAUAGAUUUUGUUGGAGAGCUGAAUGACAAAAUGAAAGGUUUCUAUAGAAGUAAAUAUACCACCCCUUCUGGAGAAGUGCGUUAUGCUGCUGUAACACAGUUUGAGGCUACUGAUGCCCGGAGGGCUUUUCCUUGCUGGGAUGAGCCUGCCAUCAAAGCAACUUUUGAUAUCUCAUUGGUUGUUCCUAAAGACAGAGUAGCUUUAUCAAACAUGAAUGUAAUUGACCGGAAACCAUACCCUGAUGAUGAAAAUUUAGUGGAAGUGAAGUUUGCCCGCACACCUGUAAUGUCUACAUAUCUGGUGGCAUUUGUUGUGGGUGAAUAUGACUUUGUAGAAACAAGGUCAAAAGAUGGUGUGUGUGUCCGUGUUUACACCCCUGUUGGCAAAGCAGAGCAAGGAAAAUUUGCGUUAGAGGUUGCUGCUAAAACCUUGCCUUUUUAUAAGGACUACUUCAAUGUUCCUUAUCCUCUACCUAAAAUUGAUCUCAUUGCUAUUGCAGACUUUGCAGCUGGUGCCAUGGAGAACUGGGGCCUUGUUACUUACAGGGAGACUGCAUUGCUUAUUGAUCCAAAAAACUCCUGUUCUUCAUCACGCCAGUGGGUUGCUCUGGUGGUGGGACAUGAACUCGCCCAUCAAUGGUUUGGAAAUCUUGUUACUAUGGUAUUUAAUAUUUACUAUUGUGGUUUUGUUAGAGAAGACUAUCCUCAGUGGAUGGUUCCUAUCACAAUCUCUACUAGCGAAGAUUCCAACCAAGCCAAACUGAAAAUUCUAAUGGACAAGCCAGAGAUGAAUGUGGUUUUGAAAAAUGUCAAACCAGACCAAUGGGUGAAGGUUAAUUUAUGUUUUUUCCUGUCCCAGGCUCGAGCUGGAAUCAUUAGCACUGUAGAGGUUCUAAAAGUCAUGGAGGCUUUUGUGAAUGAGCCCAAUUAUACUGUAUGGAGCGACCUGAGCUGUAACCUGGGGAUUCUCUCAACUCUCUUGUCCCACACAGACUUCUAUGAGGAAAUCCAGGAGUUUGUGAAAGAUGUCUUUUCACCUAUAGGGGAGAGACUGGGCUGGGACCCCAAACCUGGAGAAGGUCAUCUAGAUGCACUCCUGAGGGGCUUGGUUCUGGGAAAACUAGGAAAAGCGGGACAUAAGGCAACAUUAGAAGAAGCCCGUCGUCGGUUUAAGGACCACGUGGAAGGAAAACAGAUUCUCUCUGCUGAUCUGAGGAGUCCUGUCUAUCUGACUGUUUUGAAGCACGGUGAUGGCACUACCUUAGACAUUAUGCUCAAACUUCAUAAACAAGCAGAUAUGCAAGAAGAGAAAAACCGAAUUGAAAGAGUCCUUGGGGCUACUCUUUUGCCUGACCUGAUUCAAAAAGUCCUCACGUUUGCACUUUCAGAAGAGGUACGUCCACAGGACACUGUAUCCGUAAUUGGUGGAGUAGCUGGAGGCAGCAAGCAUGGGAGGAAAGCUGCUUGGAAAUUCAUAAAGGACAACUGGGAAGAACUUUAUAAUCGAUACCAGGGAGGAUUCUUAAUAUCCAGACUAAUAAAGCUGUCAGUUGAGGGAUUUGCAGUUGAUAAAAUGGCUGGAGAGGUUAAGGCUUUCUUCGAGAGUCACCCAGCUCCGUCAGCUGAGCGUACCAUCCAGCAGUGUUGUGAAAAUAUCCUGCUGAAUGCUGCUUGGCUAAAGCGAGAUGCUGACAGCAUCCACCAGUACCUCCUUCAGCGAAAGGCCUCACCACCCCCAGUGUGAACCCCGGGCAUGGCCCGCUGCGUUCUGCUGCUUCGCUACAGGGACAAGGUGGAGCUAGCGAACAGCUGAUUAAUAUGCCAAGAAUUUGGAGUCUUCUUUCAAACCAGUGGGGGUUGGACAAUGAAUGUAGUUAACUGGUUCCUGCUCACACUCCAGAAUUAAAUUUUAUUGAAAAUGGAAAAUCAGCAAUUCAGCAAAAAAAUAAAUAAAUAAAAAUGUAAAUAUGAUAGUAAUAAAUAGAGCAUAACAAAACUGUGAAACUUUCUGAAGCCUUGUCAGUGGUUAAAAGUAUUUAACACUCUCCUGUUAAUGACAGAUAUUCUGUUUUUAUAACCUACGAAAAGGAAACUAGAGGCUUCUGGGUGAAGAGGAUUUUUGUGAAGAGGGUUCUGCAAGCACCCUGCAAGCCAAGGGUAUUGCCCAUUGCUGGGAAUGGUUAAAUACAAAAGGCUGAUAGCUGGUAUAACAUAGUCAGAGUCUGUGCAUAAUUCCAAAUGGGUUGUUUUUUGGCAUGGGGACUGACCAGGAAGAUAUAUUUUCCUGCAUAACUCAAUCUGUACCAAGGAUUGUAGUUUUUUCCUCCUUGCCUCUUGCCUUCCCCUCUGUGUGACCCCUUGGUCCCUCCUUCCCCCCAAAAAAAAGAUUUAAAAAAAAAACUGCCCUGUUCUGUGUUUUUUCCUCCCUUUAGUUCAACCCUCAACUGUCAUCCCCGGUGUCCUUCUUAGAGAUAAAUAAUAAGGAAACAUCUUUCAGAGCCACAUUAAAUAAGAGAAAUUGAUAUACAUUAUUUUUUUUCUUUUUAAAGAUGACUUUUAGGAACCCUGAAAUACAUAUAGGUGAGACAACAGAAAUAAAAAGAUCUUCAGCCAGGGCUUUCUGAAGGAUUUACUCUGCUAAAAAUGGUCUUAGUUGUCUAACAAGCCAACUAUUGAACAUCUUCAUGACAGUAUCAUGCUGGCUCCUGGUUCAUUUUGUGUGUGUAAGAAGUCAGUGGUAACUGCUGCAGGGCCUAUACAGUAGUGGUAACUGGUUUAAAAAGACUGUAAGCCUGUGUGCGCCACACUUUGCUUCAACGGUAUAUCCUACUAACAAGCCUCACCUAUCCAGUGAGUUUUAGCUGCAAAUCUCGUUCCCUUCCUCUUUCCCUACCUUUUUUUUCUUUCUUUUUCCUUUUGUUUUUCUUUAAAAAUUUUUUUGUGUUAUUAACAGAAAUUCAUAUUUGGUGUGGCUUAACUGUAUUUCAGAAGGUCAUCAGAUUGUGAGAUUGCUUCCUUGAAACAUUUUUGUGCUAUUGUUUUAAAAAAAUAAUAAUUAAAAAACAGUUGGCGUUAAUAAAAAUGUCAAUGUGAAAUUGA